Molecule: messenger RNA, 615 nt
Organism: Arabidopsis thaliana (thale cress)
Lineage: Eukaryota; Viridiplantae; Streptophyta; Magnoliopsida; Brassicales; Brassicaceae
Product: D-galactoside/L-rhamnose binding SUEL lectin protein
Exons: 2
Coding region: 1-429 (142 amino acids)
Molecular function (GO): carbohydrate binding
Source: RefSeq, marked reviewed
AUGGGAGACUCACAUUGCCGUUGUCUUCAUGGCUUUAUUUUGCUUGUUGUUCUGUUUCUUUCCUUCGUGUUUAGUUUCGCUUCAAAGAUAGACGUUUCUUUUCACGGAGACGAGAAACGUAGUCUCUCUAGCUCCAUUAAUUCCUCUCUUAGUGAGUCAGCGGAAUACACAAUGUGCGCGACUCAUAAAGAGGCUAAGGAUGGUAAACCAAUCGCAUUGGAUUUCGAUUGCGAACAAGGAUAUGUUAUUUCAAAGAUCACUUACGCCGACUAUGGCCAAUCCACUGGUAGUUGUGGGAAAUUUAAACGCGGUAAUUGCGGUGCAAGCAAUACCUUAAAUAUCGUCAACAAGAAAUGUCUUAGGAAAGAGAAGUGUAAGUUGUUUGUUCCAGACAAGAUUUUUGGUCCGAGCCACUGCAAGGGAGCUUAAGUCUCGUUAUUGACGCUACUUGUAGAAAACUUAGUUUUUUUCUUGUUUUCCAAGUUAAAGUUUCUUUAUGUAAUCGACCUAGUCAAGCUUUUGUUUCCUACUUUACACGUUUGUUACAUUUUUUCUCUUUGUUGCAAACCCCAAAUGUGUAUGUGCCAUACAAUAUCAAUCAUCUUUGCCAUAUUU